AAUUGUUAAACUCGCGCACGUGAUUAUUCGCAAAAUGACAGGGUGUUCGGCACCGUUCUGCAACAAUUCCUCGAAAAAAGGUUACGUUAUGAAAGUUUUCCCAAGAGAUGCAGAACGUCGAGCUAUAUGGGCACAAAAUGUUGACCGCGCAGAUUGGGAACCAACGAACAACUCUUGUCUCUGUGAGGUGCACUUCCCUUCAGAAAUGUGGGAGCGAAGAGCUGACAAGAAACGAAAACUGAAACAGAAUGCAGUUCCGACGAUAUUUGGAUUUUUUUGGAAGAAGAAAGUAACGGAAAACGAGAAGGAGGUGUCACCAAUCAAGGAAGUAUCAAGCGAAGGCAAUAGAGUGGACUAUAUUGUGCGAAGAAAUGAAUCUGAGAGUAAUCAGCCAAUUGACGUUUUGGAUGAAGAAUGCCAGAUUAUAAAUGACUCCAGUGAGACAAAUGAUCUAUCAACGGCACGUGUUGCAGCUACUGUACAACCUGACAAACAAACGGAUGAUGAAACAAUGGAUAAUAAUAUUCAAAAGCAAAAUUGUCAGAUUGCAAAUGAUUCCGAGCCUACGUCACGUGUCUCAUCUACAGGUGACUCUGAUAGAAGAGAGAUAGCAAAAUUAGAAGAAACUAUUCGAAAACAGUAUUUAUGCUUGAUAAAACUAAGGAAGAACAUAAAAGCUCUGAGAAAUACGAUUCAGACGAUGAAAAAUAAGAGUAACGAUAAUAAGUACAAAAAAGCUUUAAGUUCAUUCUUAACUGAAGAUCAGAUUCAAGCUCUGUUUACCGAGACGCGAAGGGUUCGACCAUGGUCGAUGGAGACGAUUAAACGUGCUUUACACUUAAAAUCUGUUUGCGGAACUAACGGUUACGAAGAAUUGAUUCGCCAAGGAAUACCAUUCCCGAGUUUACGGACGUUGAGGCGAAUUAUUUAGAGUAUUUUAACUUUGAACCUGAAAUUUCCGAGUUUUUUAAUGCGUAUUAAAAUGUUCAAAUUUUUUAUACAUUUUAUAGAAUAAAAAGUCUUGCGUUGAAAAAGAAA
Ooceraea biroi (clonal raider ant) is the source of this 1038-nucleotide messenger RNA. Its product is annotated as THAP domain-containing protein 11. Lineage: Eukaryota; Metazoa; Arthropoda; Insecta; Hymenoptera; Formicidae. Gene Ontology annotation, molecular function: sequence-specific DNA binding. The record is from RefSeq and is a predicted model, not a curated record.